UUGAAGUAUUCACACAUUUCAAGGUUAAAGCUCUCCGUCAUUAUACUCUGUUAAUUAUACAAAUUAACUGUAAAAUUAUUCUUUUGAAACUCAUUCUUGACUAUGAAAGCGUUUUAAAUGAUACAUUUUUAUCUCUGAAAUUAUACUCCUAUUCUAUAAUUGAAAAAGAUCAGCUGAUACUCUUGAUAGUCCGUUUAUGCGUUUACAGCUGAAACUGACAGAAUACAGGUUAUGUGUCUGUGUCCAAAUUCUAAAGUUUUUUUAAAACCUCCAAAUUGUCUAGUUUUUUGACAUUUUGAUAGAAUGACUUUAGAAUUUUCUCAGUGACAGUGAUUCUAUUACUGCUAGUAAGUGCGAUUGUUUAAAGUAAUGAACUAUAAUUUAGAAGAAAUGGGAACCACUGAAAUUGAUGUAAAAAACAUCAGAUACCCCUUUUGUGUUGUUUGGACGCCACUUCCAGUAUUAUCAUGGUUGUUUCCUUUUAUCGGACACAUGGGAAUAUGCACGUCAUCAGGAGUGAUAAGAGAUUUUGCUGGACCGUACACUGUUACGGAGGAUAACAUGGCGUUUGGAAUUCCAGUCAAGUAUUGGAGGCUUGAUGUCACUAAAGUGAACGGCGGCGCUGCAGCCUGGGAUAGAGCGAUUUCAGAUGCGGCAGACGUUUAUAAAACAAGAAUGCACAAUCUUAUCUGUGAUAACUGUCAUUCAAUGGUGGCGAUGGCUCUCAAUAACAUGUCGUACAACAAGAAAACCGGUUGGAACAUGGUCAACCUUGCUGUCAUGAGCCUUGCCUGCAGUCGUUAUAUAAGCUUUUGGGCAUGGCUUCAAACAUAUCUCCCUGCAGUAUUAAUAUAUUCUCUAUUUGUAGUAAUUUUCUAUUCCGGAAAAAUAUUCUCUUAGUUUUUCAACUGUCAAGCAAUGUCUUCCCUCUGUUGAAAAGUUUUUUUUGAAUGAUUUUAAUAAUAUUUUGGUUAUAGGGUCCCGAAUUGUGUAUAUGAGUGAGAAUUUGGAUGAUAUGUGUGAUAAGUAGAAUUAAUAAAACUAAUUGCAUCUUACUUUGUGAGCUAUGAAGCACAUUUAGUUGGUAAUUUUGAAUAACAAAGAAAUUGUAAUUAUCAAUGUUGAAUAGUAUACAUAUGUAAGUAUUUUUUUUUUGUUUUUACUCAGUAUUUUUUGUUAGGCUAUCAAAAAAAGCUUUU
Molecule: messenger RNA, 1199 nt
Organism: Nilaparvata lugens (brown planthopper)
Lineage: Eukaryota; Metazoa; Arthropoda; Insecta; Hemiptera; Delphacidae
Product: transmembrane protein 222
Exons: 4
Coding region: 370-900 (176 amino acids)
Source: RefSeq, a predicted model, not a curated record